Solanum verrucosum is the source of this 2481-nucleotide messenger RNA. RefSeq lists its product as uncharacterized. The transcript is spliced from 2 exons. The record is from RefSeq and is a predicted model, not a curated record. Lineage: Eukaryota; Viridiplantae; Streptophyta; Magnoliopsida; Solanales; Solanaceae. Bases 1 to 2481 code for a protein of 826 amino acids.
AUGGCACCUGAUAAGCAAUGGAUGCAACUUAUUCAUAAUAGACUUGAUGAUGCUUAUAUACAUGGGGUAGAAAGCUUUUUGAAUUAUACUUUUACAAGAUUGAGGAAAGCGAAUGAAAUAAGAUGCCCAUGUAUUAAAUGUUGUAAUGCAGUUUCUCGAACACGAGAGAUUGUUAGAUCACAGUUAAUAGUACAUGGAAUGAUCCAAAAUUAUACCUUUUGGUAUCACCAUGGUGAGAGGAUAGGUGAGACUGAAGAAUCAGAUUCUGAAUCUGAAGAUGAUGAAAAUGAAAUUGGCGAGGAUGAUGAAGAGGAUGAAAUACAUGAAAUUCUUACAGAUUUACAUCCUGCUUUUAAUAUAGAAAAUAUGAAUACUGGCGGUGAUGAUAUUCCCGAGGAGGAACCAAAUCCUGAAGCGAAAAGAUUCUAUAGUCUUUUAAAGGAAUAUGAUCAACCACUAUACAAAGGUUCAAAACUUUCUACUUUGGUGAAAUUGCUUCAUAUUAAAAGUAUUGGUCGUUGGAGUAAUGACUCAUUUAAUAUGUUACUGAAGAUGUUAAAGAAUGAUUUGUUGCCUGAUGAAUCAAACUUGCCAGAUUCAUAUUAUGAAGCAAGGAAACUAAUUCGAAGCCUAGGGCUUUCAUAUGAUAAGAUUGAUGCAUGUAAGAAUGAUUGCAUGUUAUAUUGGAAGAAUGAUAAGUUAGUUGAUUCUUGCAAAAUUUGUGGUGCAUCUAGAUGGAAGGAGGAUAAAAAUAGUGGAGAAACUAGACUUAGAAAGGGAAAAAAGAUACCACACAAGAUCUUACGCUAUUUUCCUUUAAAGACAAGGCUUCAAAGAUUGUUUAUGUGCUCAAAAACAUCUUCUUUAAUGAAAUGGCAUCAUGAAAACAAAGCUAGUGAUGGGAUUAUGAGGCAUCCAGUUGAUUCAAAAGCAUGGAAAAAGUUUGAUGAACUUCAUCAAUCAUUUGCUAUGGAGCCUCGUAAUGUUAGACUUGGACUUGCUAGUGAUGGUUUUCAACCAUUUGGAUGUUCUAGAACUCCAUAUAGUAUUUGGCCGGUGGUACUUAUUCCUUAUAAUUUACCACCUUGGUUAUGCAUGAAACAGGAAAAAUUUAUUUUGUCAAUGCUUAUUCCCGGUCCUGGAAGUCCCGGAGAUGCAAUUGAUGUUUAUCUUCAACCAUUGAUUGAUGAAUUAAAUGAAUUAUGGAAAAUUGGAGUUGUUACCUUUGUUGCGUCAAUUAAACAGAACUUCACGUUGCAUGCUGCUUUAUUGUGGACCAUUAAUGACUUUCCAGCUUAUGCAAAUCUAUCUGGUUGGAGUACAAAAGGAAAAUUAGCUUGCCCAUGUUGUAAUAAAGAAACAAUCUCAAUUAGGUUGAAUAAUGGUCAAAAACAGUGUUAUAUGGGUCAUAGACGCUUUCUUCCUCUUAAUCACAAAUGGAGGAAAGAUAAAAAGUCAUUUGAUGGUACUACAGAGUGGAGAUUACCUCCAAAUACAUUAUCUGGUGAUGACAUACUUGAUCAAGUGGCUGAUUUAGAUGGGUUACCUCUAACAAAUGAUCCAAAGAAGAAGAUUAAAGUAUCACAUGAGAAAAGAGAUGUGAUGCACAUUGAGAAGAAUAUAUGUGAUAAUAUUUUGGGAACAAUCUUAAAUAUCAAAGGCAAAACAAAAGACACCCUGAGCAGUCGCUUGGAUUUGCAAGAAAUGAACAUCAGGAAAGAAUUACAUCCAAAAGAAAAUGGAGACAAGUAUGAGCUACCAACAGCAUGUUUCACAUUAUCUCCUGAAGAGAAGCACAAGUUUUUAAAUUUUUUGAAGGAUUUAAGGGUUCCUGAUGGAUUUUCAUCAAAUAUUUCUCAUUGUAUCAAUAUGAAAGAUCACAAAAUCUCAGGAUUAAAAAGUCAUGAUUGUCAUGUUCUUCUUCAACAUUUAAUCCCACUUGCCAUACGUAGUAUGCUAUGCACGGAGGUGCGUGAGCCAAUAAUUGAGUUGUCAUUGUUUUUCAAUAUUCUUGGAGCAAAGUGCUUAAAACUAGAGGAGUUGGAACAAAUAGAAGCACAAAUUCCUGAAACUCAAUGCAAGUUAGAAAAGGUUUUCCUUCCUGCUUUUUUUGAUGUCUUGGAGCACUUGCCAAUUCAUUUAGCUAAUGAGGCUAUGAUUGCUGGACCUGUUCAAUAUCGAUCAAUGUAUCCAAUAGAGCGAUGGUUAUACUUUUUGAAGCUUUUUAUUCGUAAUAGAUCAUGCGUUGAAGGUUCUAUUGCAGAGGGACAUAUAGCAAAUGAAUUUACGACCUUAUGUUCAAGGUGUUUGCAUACAAUGGAAACAAAAUUUAAUCGCCUUGAACGGAAUUAUGAUGGGGGUGCUAUAGAAUCUGAUGGAAGUUUAAUGAUUUUUUGUCAACCUGGAAAAGCUUUAAAAGGUGGCAAGACACACCGUAAAAGAAAUGGAGCAAGCCCAUAUUUAUAUUUUGAAGAAUUGUGA